AUGGGUAUCCUAGACGACUCUGACAGUGAUGACGACACCUCCAGUGACGAGGAGGAGGUAAAAGCCGGAGCAACAGGCAAACCGAAGGCUGAUGUGACUAAGUACAUGAACGCCAAGCGGGCGUCCCUUGGUGAUUUCGACGCGUUCAAGGGCACCAGUGAUGAAGACAACGAGACAGCCGCGAAGAUGAGGGAGAUUCUGAAGCUACGAGAAGCCUUGGGAAUGGACAAGGAUGUGGCGUUCAUGGCUGAGCAAGAAGCGAAAUUACAGGAGAAGAAGCGGCUGGAAAAUAUGACCCCUGAAGAGAGAAUGAAAGAACAGGCGGCUAAUUCCGGUGACAUGAUGGCCAGGAUUCGCGCCAAGCAGGAAGAACUGGCAAAGAAAAAGGCCGAAGAUGCCACUGCAGAAGUAGGAGAAGAAGAGGAGGCAGAAGUCAAACCAAAGAAAGAGAAGAAAAAGAAGAAGAAAAAGGAUAAAAAGAAAGAAGAAGAAUGA
Molecule: messenger RNA, 495 nt
Organism: Seminavis robusta
Lineage: Eukaryota; Bacillariophyta; Bacillariophyceae; Naviculales; Naviculaceae
Source: the annotation of a GenBank genome assembly